AUGAUCGCGGAUACCGUCCAGCAUGCUGCUGUCAAAGAGGGCCGGAAGCUCGCGUCGAAGCACCCGCUGCAGCGCCUCAACAGCCCAUCGCGCGGUGCAUCCGCGCUGCUCCACUUCAUCGGUUGCUGCAGCUUCGCAUACUCCUUUCAUUACCUAAUCUACGAACCCAACCCCAUCAGCGAAUCCUGGGGCUGGCACCUGCAAUUUCUGACCUGCUGCGGCCUGUCCCUCGGGUUCCUGACCUACGUCCUCGCCCUUCUCGCUGACCUGACCCUCUCCCGCACGCUCUACCGCGCCAAGAACCUGCUCGCUCUGACAUCCGCCCCGCUUGAGUGCUGCAUCUCGGUCCUCUACUGGGUCAUCAAAGCUAUCGACCCGCGCCUUCUCCUGCACCCGGAUCUUCCUGUCCUCCACCUGCUGCCCGACAUAUCCUUCCACCUCGCCCCCGCCCUCUUCCUCGCCCUGGAUCUUCUCUUCUUCUCCCCGCCCUGGACGCUCACCGCCGCCCCCGCUCUGGCCGUGAGCUCGCUCGUGGCCGUGAGCUACUGGUUCUGGGUUGAGGCCUGCUUCGCCCACAAUGGCUUCUACCCCUACCCGCUCUUCGGCCAACUCGACACCAACGCGCGCGUCCUUCUCUUCUCCGGCGCCGCUGCCAUCAUGGCCGUCAGCACACUCGCCCUCAAGGCUGUGUACCAAGCUGUGAACGGCUUGAGCAGGAAUGAUGCCACGGAUGGCGAUGCCAAGAAGGACUUGUAA
This is a messenger RNA of Lasiodiplodia theobromae, 756 nucleotides long. RefSeq names its product Integral membrane protein. The record is from RefSeq and is a predicted model, not a curated record. The transcript is spliced from 3 exons. Bases 1 to 756 code for a protein of 251 amino acids. Lineage: Eukaryota; Fungi; Ascomycota; Dothideomycetes; Botryosphaeriales; Botryosphaeriaceae. Gene Ontology annotation, cellular component: endomembrane system; membrane.